AUGGAUCUGCCGCCACUUCUCAAGGGGUGCCCUCUGAUGACCGAUUCAUGCCGCCGCCACGCCCGACCACCAGGGCAACUAGACGGUGCUCCCGUCUGCGAGAAAAUCACCCGCGCGGGCAAGGCGCUGAGCGCCGUGCUGGUGACGGUGCUACUACGCCUGGCCGCCAUCACGGACGUGAUUGUCGCCUCUAACGCUCCCGCCUACCGAGUGGCGCUGGAGCACCCAUGCCUCUUCCAUGCCGACCUCCGUUCCAUGCUUCGCCCCGUCGGCGCCCUGCUCGUCGCCUUCCUCCUCGGAUCCUUUACGCACUACAUCAACUCCGACCUGUGUCACUGCCGUCAACCUCCUCUCCAGCGGCAAGGUUAG
This is a messenger RNA of Triticum turgidum subsp. durum (durum wheat), 369 nucleotides long. The record is from the annotation of a GenBank genome assembly. Lineage: Eukaryota; Viridiplantae; Streptophyta; Magnoliopsida; Poales; Poaceae.